UCUCGUCACGAAAAGCUUGUGUUACCACUGAGGGAAAGGAGGAAGACUGCAGAGAUGUCCUACUUUUUCUUCUUGUCAGCAGAGACAUGGACCCUGUUGGCGACACUCAUCACACUGUUGAUUGUGUAUUCCUGCUGGACACAUGGGACAUUUAAGAGAUUAGGCGUCCCUGGUCCUUCACCUAUACCUCUUUUUGGCACUAUGUUGGCAUACAGAAAGGGCUUUUUUAUCUUUGACGAAGAGUGCCACAAGAAAUACGGGAAAAUGUGGGGCAUUUUUGAUGGUCGUCAGCCCGUGCUGUGCAUCACUGAUCCUGCCAUGAUAAAAACUAUUCUGAUAAAGGAGUGUUACUCUUUCUUCACCAACCGCAGGAAUUUCCGUCUGAAUGGGCCACUGUACGAUGCUGUGUCCAUUGCAGAGGAUGAUCAGUGGAGGAGGAUCCGCAGUGUCCUUUCUCCCUCCUUCACCUCCGGGAGACUGAAAGAGAUGUUUGACAUUAUGAAGCAGCAUUCAGCUAUCCUGAUCAGUACCAUGAAAAAGAAAGCAGAUAAAGACGAACCUCUGGAGCUGAAGGAGUUCUUCGGACCCUACAGUAUGGAUGUAGUAACCAGCACUGCCUUCAGUGUGGACAUCGACUCACUCAGCAACCCCUCAGACCCUUUUGUCACUAACAUCAAAAAGUUGUUGAAAUUUGACCUUUUCAGCCCCAUCUUUCUCACCAUUGCCUUCUUUCCCUUCAUGGGUCCCAUAUUGGAAAAACUAGAGUUUUCCUUUUUCCCUACAUCUGUGACAAACUUCUUUUACACUGCACUGCAGAAAAUCAAGACUGAUCGUGAGACCAGCAAGCUAAAGACUCGAGUGGACUUCCUCCAACUAAUGAUCGACUCUCAGCAAAACAAUAACUCCAUUGGUGAAUCACAGGAUAAAGGUCUGACUGAUCAUGAGAUUCUUUCCCAAGCGAUGAUUUUCCUCUUUGCUGGCUAUGAAACAACCAGCAGCUCUCUCACUUUCUUGUCUUACAAUUUGGGAACAAACCCUCAGGUGAUGAAAAAGCUGCAGGAGGAGGUGGAUGCAACCUUCCCUAACAAUGCUCCUGUUCAGUACCAGGCACUAAUGCAGAUGGAGUAUCUCGACUGUGUCAUCAAUGAGUCUCUCCGAUUGUACCCCAUUGCUUCACGUUUGGAACGUGUGGCCAAGGCGAGUGUGGAGAUAAAUGGCUUUGUGAUUCCCAAAGAUAUGGUUGUCAUGGUCCCCACCUGGCCACUGCACCGGGACCCCGAGAUUUGGCCUGAACCAGAGAAAUUCAAACCUGAGAGGUUCAGCAAGGAAAACAAGGAGACAAUCAAUCCAUACACAUACAUGCCUUUUGGAGCAGGUCCAAGGAAUUGCAUUGGGAUGCGAUUUGCUCUGAUACUGAUGAAACUUGCAAUAGUGGAGAUCCUCCAGAGGUACAGCUUCUCUGCGUGUAAGGAGACUGAGAUCCCCAUUGAGCUGGACAUCCAGGGCUUUCUACAGCCAAAACGACCAAUAAAACUGAAGCUGGUGCCACGCUCUUAACCUUCCUGCUUUAAGAAGAACAAAGUUUGUUAUUUUAAUUGUGCCAGUUUUUGUACUAAUAGAAGUGUUUAUCUUUAGACAAUAGUAAAUAUAACUGUUUGUUUGCUAUUGUACUAUUGUCUAAAAGAAGACAAUAGUCUGUGGUAACAAAAACAUUACUUUAAAAAUAUUAAUUAUCACUGGUUGAUUUAUUUUCUUGGUGGGUGUAGGUGCAUUUCAUUCCUGUUCUAUAUAUAAGAUAAGAUUUACAUACAUUCUGUAAUAAUGACGUACAUUAAAUGGUGGACCUGCA
This is a messenger RNA of Archocentrus centrarchus (flier cichlid), 1849 nucleotides long. RefSeq names its product cytochrome P450 3A40-like. The record is from RefSeq and is a predicted model, not a curated record. NCBI's taxonomy places the organism in Eukaryota, Metazoa, Chordata, Actinopteri, Cichliformes, Cichlidae. The transcript is spliced from 13 exons. Bases 55 to 1557 code for a protein of 500 amino acids. Gene Ontology annotation, molecular function: oxidoreductase activity, acting on paired donors, with incorporation or reduction of molecular oxygen, reduced flavin or flavoprotein as one donor, and incorporation of one atom of oxygen; steroid hydroxylase activity; iron ion binding.